Gamsiella multidivaricata is the source of this 387-nucleotide messenger RNA. RefSeq lists its product as uncharacterized. Bases 1 to 387 code for a protein of 128 amino acids. The transcript is spliced from 2 exons. The record is from RefSeq and is a predicted model, not a curated record. NCBI's taxonomy places the organism in Eukaryota, Fungi, Mortierellomycota, Mortierellomycetes, Mortierellales, Mortierellaceae.
AUGAAGUGCAUGACAGAAACCUUCAUCUUGGUCCAUCCUCCGAAGCAAGAUGAUGCACUCAUAACUGCAUCACAUUCACCUCAAGCAAGCGAAGAGACAGUCGCAGAGUCGACCGGCUGUGCUGACUGUACAGUGGGAGAAUCUGCAGUGAGAAUGGUAUCCAAAGUUUUGCGGUUUGACGGUAGCUUGAGUUUAGAUGCCAUGGACGCCAUGCUGAUAAGCUUCCUGCUUGCCUCGCGGAAACUCGGAGGUGGAAUCGGCUUGCCCACAGCGCCGCGCUGCUCUAAUAGCCGCAUAUUGAUCCUGUUCAAGCCCUGCGCGUCUUGGAUAGAGGCAUUCGACACAACAAGUGCGCCUUGCAUCGAACUCCAAUGUAGACGCACCUGA